Messenger RNA from Drosophila albomicans, 624 nucleotides. It is a transcript of the gene cnir, whose product is annotated as protein cornichon homolog 4. The record is from RefSeq and is a predicted model, not a curated record. Lineage: Eukaryota; Metazoa; Arthropoda; Insecta; Diptera; Drosophilidae. Gene Ontology annotation, biological process: endoplasmic reticulum to Golgi vesicle-mediated transport. The transcript has 4 exons. Gene Ontology annotation, cellular component: endoplasmic reticulum membrane; COPII-coated ER to Golgi transport vesicle. The coding region runs from base 101 to 574 and encodes 157 amino acids.
AGAGCUAAUUAAAAACAAACUGUGAAAAUGUCGCAAAUUAUUUAUUUGAAUUAGAAUUUAAACGUAUUUUUAAGAAAAAAGUGUAAUCUCUAGUGCAAUUAUGUUUCUGCCCGAAACAGCUGUGUUCUGCAUUACGCUGCUCGUCUAUGGCGCCAUUCUAUUGCUAUUAAUUUACUAUGUGUUGACGUUGGCCGACUUGGAGUGCGACUACCUCAAUGCUCAGGAAUGCUGUCGUCGCUUAAACUUCUGGGUCAUACCCAAAUUCGGUUCUCAUGCGUUGCUCUGUUUUCUGCUUUUAAUUUGCGGUCACUGGAUAAUGUUCUUGCUCAAUUUACCAAUGGUCGUUUGGUUAUUUUAUGAGCUGCAUCGCCAGCGUCGUGACAGUCUUGGCGUCUAUGAUCCUGUUGAUAUUCACAGUCGAGGACUCUUGAAGGUUCAUUUGAGGAACUGCAUGAUCUAUCUGGGAUAUUACUUUGUAAUGUUCUUCGUGGGAUUGUAUUGUCUCAUUUCAUCGCUGAUUAAAGGUGAUCCCAUCAAGCGGCACGAAGCGGAUGAGAUUGUCACCGCUUUUUAACCAACUAAGGAGCGCUCCCACAGCAACUAGACGCACAACGUAUUGACUAC